Messenger RNA from Penicillium pulvis, 1334 nucleotides. RefSeq names its product isocitrate dehydrogenase (NAD(+)) IDH2. Gene Ontology annotation, molecular function: isocitrate dehydrogenase (NAD+) activity; NAD binding; magnesium ion binding. NCBI's taxonomy places the organism in Eukaryota, Fungi, Ascomycota, Eurotiomycetes, Eurotiales, Aspergillaceae. The coding region runs from base 69 to 1190 and encodes 373 amino acids. The record is from RefSeq and is a predicted model, not a curated record. Gene Ontology annotation, cellular component: mitochondrion. Gene Ontology annotation, biological process: tricarboxylic acid cycle; isocitrate metabolic process. The transcript has 7 exons.
CUUCUUUCCUCCUCUCCCCACCAUCCAAUCCCAACUUUUUGCUUUUAAGCCGAUUGAAGUUGUUCACGAUGCUUGCCGCCAGAAACUUCUCUGCUGCUCGCCAGUGCUUGCGCUCCGUCCGCAUCACUCCCAGCUUCGUGGCCCCCGUGUCGCAGAUCCGCGGUUACGCUGCCUCCGCUGAUGACGCCGUUGCCAAGUUCAAGGGUCAGAAGGGUUCUGAUGGCAAGUACACUGUUACCCUGAUUGAGGGUGACGGUAUUGGUCCUGAGAUUUCUCAGUCCGUGAAGGAUAUCUUCGAGGCUGCCAAGGCCCCCAUUAAGUGGGAGCCCGUUGAUGUCGGUCCCAUCCUGAAGGACGGCAAGACUGCCAUCCCCGACGAUGCCAUCCGCAGCGUUGAGAAGAACUACGUUGCGCUUAAGGGUCCUCUCGCCACCCCCGUUGGUAAGGGUCACGUCUCCCUGAACCUGACUCUCCGCCGUACCUUCAACCUCUUCGCCAACGUCCGUCCCUGCCGCUCCAUUGCCGGUUUCAAGACCCCCUACGAUGGUGUCGACACUGUCCUCAUCCGUGAGAACACCGAGGGUGAAUACUCCGGUAUUGAGCACGUUGUUGUUGAUGGUGUUGUCCAGAGCAUCAAGCUCAUCACCAAGGAGGCCUCCGAGCGUGUCCUGCGUUUCGCCUUCCAGUACGCCGAGUCCAUCAACAAGAAGAAGGUCCGCGUUGUGCACAAGGCCACCAUCAUGAAGAUGUCCGACGGUCUUUUCCUCAACACUGCCCGUGACAUCUCCAAGGACUUCCCUGACGUCGAGUUCGACGCUGAGCUGCUGGACAACUCGUGCCUGAAGAUCGUCACCGACCCUACCCCCUACAACGACAAGGUCCUUGUCAUGCCCAACCUGUACGGUGACAUUCUGUCCGACAUGUGUGCCGGUCUCAUCGGUGGUCUUGGUCUCACCCCUCCGGCUGUCCACGGUUCCGCUCCCGAUAUUGCUGGCAAGGGUCUUGCCAACCCCACUGCUCUGCUUCUGAGCUCUAUUAUGAUGCUGCAGCACAUGGGUCUCCACGACCACGCUGCUCGCAUCCAGAAGGCCACCUUCGACACCCUGGCUGAGGGCAAGUACCUCACUGGUGACCUUGGUGGUUCCGCCAAGACCCACGAGUACGCUGGUGCCAUUAUCAGCCGUCUGUAAACUCGUCGCCACUCGCAUUUCUGUACUAUGACCAUUUGCCUUUUUCUAUGUGCCCCUCGAACGACAUUAGACUUCCUAUAGCGAUCGAAAUAUACCUACUUGAGUAGUUACGAGCUUAUUUGCCGCGAAUGUACCGGGGAGUGC